CUCUCUCUCUCUCUCUCUCUUUCUUUCUCAAACUAAACGAAACGUACCAUUUCUAUGGCUUUUGCUCAAGUCUCUGCCUCUCUUUCCCUCUCCAUUCAUGAUGGUUUUACUUUGGGCUCACCAAAAACUCAGAGCACUUCUCGAUUACCCACUUCGAAUCUUGUAAGAAUUGGAACUACCUUUGCCACUGGUUCUCCACUUUCAUGGAAAAUUUCUCACCGAAGGAACCCUUCAUGCAAAGCUACUCCAGUUUCAGUGAGAUGUGAGCAAAGUACCCAGGGGGGCAACAGUUUGGAUGUAUGGCUAGGUCGGCUUGCAAUGGUUGGCUUUGCACUGGCAAUUAGUGUCGAAAUAGCAACAGGCAAGGGACUUUUGGAGAAUUUUGGGCUCACAACACCCUUGCCUACAGCAGCCUUGGGAGUUACAGCAUUAGUUGGUGUUUUGACUGCAGUAUUCAUCUUCCAAUCUGCCUCUAAAGAUUGAUCCCCUUGAUGUUACUUUUUGGUGUUUGUAAAGCCUGGUCGAAGAUACAUAUAGUUACAUUUUUGUUCAUUAAUUGUAAUUUUGUCUCAAUGUCAACACUCGAAAAUGUACUAAUAAUGGAAUUUUAAUUUAUGUGAAAGGUUUCCUCUGCAA
Pistacia vera is the source of this 636-nucleotide messenger RNA. Its product is annotated as stress enhanced protein 1, chloroplastic. Gene Ontology annotation, biological process: cellular response to high light intensity. The transcript has 4 exons. The record is from RefSeq and is a predicted model, not a curated record. Bases 55 to 483 code for a protein of 142 amino acids. Lineage: Eukaryota; Viridiplantae; Streptophyta; Magnoliopsida; Sapindales; Anacardiaceae.